ACUAGCAGAGUGGUUGGUGUCUAUUCGCCAUGCAUGUUGCAAAAGUGAGUGUCGUAUUACUGUUAGCGUUGUGUUCAAUAGUCAAAGUGCGCAGUGUUGAUCGAAAUGUCCUAGAUACUACGUUCUCCGGAUUUGCAUUUGAGAUGAUAGUUACGAAGCUAGAACAUUUACAGGACAAGAUGAACGAAAUGGAAGCUGCAAUGAAGCAGGAUCGAGAAAACGUUGAUCAAAAACUGGCUGGCGUCACUCGUACUAUAAGUCAGCUGGAAAAAACGAUUGACCAGAGUCUCACCAAUGUGAAGACUCAGCUGAAUCAAAUGCACACUGAGCAAACAGUCCACGCCAAACGAAAAAAAGAUGAAACAGGAGAUCCAAAAGCUCGUCUCAAAGAAUGAUCUAGCUCGGUUUAGAGUCAGUUCAAGUUUGUAUCUCCAGAGUAUCUCGUCACGGUCAUGCAUGGAAGAGCCAUCAAAGGAAUCGGGCAAGUACAUCGUGCAGCCUACCGAGGAUGAUGAACCAUUUGUGGGAUAUUGCAAACAGACUGCCUUCGGAGGAGGUUGGUUGGUGUUCCAGUACCGUUACGAUGGAUCGGUGGACUUUUACCGCAACUGGACCGAGUAUCGGAAUGGGUUCGGAAGUGUCGAUGGAGAGUUUUGGCUCGGGUUGGAACAUUUGCAUCGGAUGACAUCGACCCGACCACACGAGCUGUUAGUGGAGCUGAAGCAUUUUAAUGGCAGCUACAUGUAUGCUCUGUAUGAUGAGUUCAAGAUAGGCAGUGAGUUGGAACAAUAUCUUCUUAAAUUAGGAUCUUACUCAGGAACGGCAGAAGAUGCAUUAGGCGUACACAAAGGUGAGAAGUUUUCAACGAUGGAUCGGGACAAUGAUAAAAGUGAUGAAAGUUGUGCUAAGGCGUGGAAGGGAGCAUGGUGGUACUACAAAUGUGGUCAUUCCAAUCCAAAUGGAGUGUAUAUGAAUAGUGUUAGCAAAGUAGCCAUACAUUGGUCAAAAAGAAACUUCAUAGGUAUGGCAUACACAAGAAUGAUGAUUCGUGAAACUUAAAGCGCACCGCUUUGUUAUUUGUAUCAAUAAAAGAAGUUAAUAAAGCAUUAAUGUGGAUUAUGAGGACAGAAAUACUGGCACGAUUGAUUGCAACGAUCAUCAUAAAACGUUUGUUAUUUUUCAAAUGCAUGGUCAUUAGUAAGCGUUAUCACUGGCUACCGCGGCUGAACAGAUGACCAGUCAAUUGUAACAUUACAGUAAUUUUAUAUUAACAAGCUGUCCUAUGGUGAUAAGAAUAGAACCGGAGCGUUCAAAGCUAGAAGUGGUGUCUUGUUUCACAUGGAUGUAUUGAAUUAUAAAAUUGCACGAUUAUGCACACGAUCCAUUUUAGCGCGCUUCCUGGCAUUCAAUCCAAUUGAAUGGAAUUUCCCUGCUUAUCUGCUACCUCUCCGUCGUGUAAUCAGAUACUCAAAUGAAUCGCCCCUCUCUCUCUCUA
This is a messenger RNA of Anopheles arabiensis, 1495 nucleotides long. Its product is annotated as ryncolin-2-like. The transcript has 2 exons. The record is from RefSeq and is a predicted model, not a curated record. NCBI's taxonomy places the organism in Eukaryota, Metazoa, Arthropoda, Insecta, Diptera, Culicidae. Bases 358 to 1059 code for a protein of 233 amino acids.